AUGUUCUUAUUCUAUUCUCAAUAUUAUUUUUAUUAUUAUCAUUAUUAUAAGGAUAAGUUGACAGUGAAGUUGUUUGAGAGAACGGGAGAUGGAACUGACUUAGAUCCAAACAUCAUCAAGGCUUAUGCUCAACAGUGUACAGCAGAAGCACAAGAAGUGACUGUUGCCAGGGCAAUUGAGUUGAAGCACGCCUCCAAUCUCGUCUCAUCGCUGGCCUUUGAGACGGGUAAACAGUUCAAGAUUGCGGAUAACUCGCUCAAGGCUGUGGAAGAGAACCUGGUUCAGAAGUGGCGAAAGUAUCUCCAGCUUAAAGCUACAUUCUACCUUUCCUAUGCUCAUUGCUACAAUGGACAGACGCUCCUAGCUCAAGAUAAAUGUGGGGAAGCAGUGAGAGCACUCAAAGAGAGCAAGACACAGUUUGAGAAAGCAGAUGAUCUUGGAAGGAACUACACUUCGACUAAGGGAGCUGGAAAAAGUGCUAAACCUCAUGAACAUGCUUUCUUCAGACGGCUAUUACCGCUCGUCAGAAGAAACCUGGAGAAAGUAGAGAGGGAAAAUGGAUUCAUAUAUUAUCAGAAGGUGCCAGAAGUUGUACCUGAACUACCAUCAAAGGCCACCUAUGGACUAGCCAGUCCCGUUGAAUUCGUCAUGCCAAGCAAACAUGAGGAAUGGACUGCCGAGACUUACAAUGGAUUUAAGAUCUCCAAACCAGAUGCUGAGAAGAGAGACAAGGAGAAGGAAGACGCCCCCAAACCUGUCAAAGAGGUACCUGUCAAUCAGACAGACAAGGAAUCUAGCAAUAGCAGUGGAUGCACCAUCUCCUAGGCAACGGUUACAAUGACAACGAAAUGAAUCAGCGUCCUGUGGUAUUAUGGGAUAGCUUGGCAUAACAUUCAUUUACAAUAUAUUAUAAUUAUGUGAUGUAUGGUAAAUCUCUUCGAUACACACUCUCUUUUGAUCGUGAGCAGGCUUUACCUCACCUCUUUAUUCUAUUAUUAUUUUUAUUAAAUUUACUUAUUCAUUUGUUUAUUUAUUUAUUUCAUUUAUUUAUUUUAGAUUUAUUCUUAUAUUUAUUUAUUUUAUUUAUAUAUUUAUUUUAUCCAUUUAUUCAUUAUUCUUUAAAUUUAGUUAUUUACUUAUUUAUUCAUUCAUUCAUUCAUUUUUUUUUUUGGGGGGGGGGUUUGUUAGGAUAGAGUUAUAGAUGAAUUAUUUCAUGCUGCUCUGUACUGUUCAUCUGUAAUUCUGUUUUACACAAAAUGAAGUGUGUUUGCCUUAAAACAAAGAAACUUGCCCUUUACUUUAACUUCAUUUGAUGGUAUUGCUCAGUUUCAAUUAUGCUCAAUAUAGUUCAUAUUGAAGUUUAGUAAGAUAAACAUUUGUUGCAGUUCACUCAAAUUGACUUUUUUUUAUACUGAACGAGAUGAGAAGAUUGAAUUUUGAAUUCCUUCUUUUAUUUAUGAGGCAUUUUGCUUGUAUUAUAGUCUGUCACUGUAUAACUUUUUUUAUUACAUAGCUUCCAUUACAAGGUUUUUUUUGUGGAAAGAAUAUUAUGUGUUUUCCAGCAUUUCACUAGAUGAAAUUAUUAACAAGUAAGAAAUUUAUGUUUUUCUUUAAAUGUUUCAUAUCUGUAUGAAAUGACUAUAUUUAUUAUUUUUGUCUAUCAUCAAAUAGACAGAUGAAUAUUGAAAAUGAUGUAUAUUACAUUUUCCAUUGCAACAUAUUUAAUUUGAAUUUUCCUAGGUUUUUCGUAUGAAUUAAACUUCUAUGUUUUCUUACUAUAUUUUUAUAGUAUUAUUAUUUUUAAAGAGUACCGUUAUUAAAAUUAUUAGAUCUGUUUAUCUAAGAAACUAUGAUUUUGUAAUUUACUAUAAAAUUAUUUAAAACAAAUAUUCCAUGUGACUGUAUUGAACAAUUCAUUUAAAAUAUCAUGAACACUAUUCUUCAAGUGAACCUAGAGAAUACUUGAGAGAAAAAUGAGGGAGGACAUCAGAUUUGAUAGACCUCUAUGUAGUAAUAGCUAGAAAUAUUGCACUAAAUUUGUUAUCAAACACAAUUCUAAAUGUUCUUAUCAACAGCUGUACACAACAGACCUAACAUACACUUUUUGUAGAGUGAAAAUUACACCCACUUACUGAAAAUUUAGUUUGUUUCUAAUUAAUUCCCAUUUUUAUUACAUGUUUAAUCUAUUGAAGGCCAAGAAUAUGUACAUGUAUUAUAUUUUUAUAUAUGCAGAAUAUUUUAUUUAUUUAAUCAUGUAGAUAGUCGUUAAAUGAAAGAUUAAAAUCUAGUAGUACCUUCGAUUUUUACUUUUCACAGGUAUUUUGCUCUCUCCUUUAUUUUGGGAAAAAUCAUUUUUUUAAUAACAUGGUUGUGUUAAGCAUUAUUUCGGUCUUGAGUAUUUAAAGAAAACAAAAUAAUGUACAAUACAUGUCUUUACUUAAAGUAGUUUUGGGAUUGUGCAAAUAUAUGUAUGGUAGCCAAUGAAAUAAGAUUUUAAUUACUGAAAGGGGUGAGAGAAAUGAUUAUUAUUUUAUGCGGAAUUUAUUACAUAUGUGUUUUGGAUCAGAUUUUGGGAUGUUAUGUCAAAAUAGUUAAUUACCGGUAUGUUGCAUUGUGCAAAAAAAAUGCUGAGUUUUUUUUGUAAAGCCGUAUCGACAUUCCGUUUGCAUUUUAUUUUAAAAUUAGAUAAUCAGACUUAAAAGAUGAACAAAUAAAUGAAUACUCAGAUAUUGUUUAAAAUGUGCCAUUAUGGGAAUGCCAUGUAUGUUGAAUUUUGGUUUUAAUUUCCUCUUUAAUAUAGUUAAUGAUAAGAAGCAAAUACAAGAGAGAAAAGUUUGUUUUCCCCAUAAAUUGUAGAGAAAAUGAUAAAGAAUUUUCAACAUAUUGCCUUGGAUUACAAAUGUUGGAGGAAAUGGUUGCAGUUGGCUACUUUCCAAUGAUGGUUUAACAAUAUGCUGUGUUUAAGCAUUGUAUGAAUGUUGUGUAAUAUCAUAAUUAUUCAUUGAAAAUAUUUUUGGGGAUUGAGAUUUUUUCACUUGUUUUGGGCUAAAACAAGUGAUUUUUUUCAAUCAAUAAGUGUUGUGUAGAAUAUCAUGUGAUUAGAUGUCAAAGGUCACACACUUUUGUGUCAUUAGUGCUUAUAAAAAUUAAAAGAUAGGAAUGCCAGACUAAAUGUAACAACAUACAGUAAAAAGAUGUUGACAUGCCCCCACUUUCUACUAUUCAAAUCAGGGGCAGAUUCUGAAUUUUCCAAGGGGGGGGGCACAUAUCUUUAUAAGAAUUUGGACAAACAAGACACUCACUCCCGAACGAUGGUGAUUUAUGGCACAGAAAAAUUUGACAAGGUAAAAAAGGGUUGCGUUUGCACAAGAUUUUCCACUAAAACUAUUUUGUUUCUCAGAAAGGGGGAGAGGAGGUGUUCACAGGGAGGAUAUGCCCCCAUCUGGAUCUGCCACUGGCUCAAAUAUUUGUCAGAUGCAUCCAUUUAUUGUGUUUUUCUUGUAACAGGAACAAUCGUUUGUAUGUCACUAAUAAGAUAAUGGGAUUUAUAUGACAUUUGUUUUCUAUCAAUAAUAAUGUACAUGCUAUAUACAUAGAUGUAAAUAGAAAUAAUAAAAAAAGGCGAAGAAAAAACAAAUUAAUAGUAUUGCUUUGAUUCCCAGUGAUUUGCAUAAAAAUUAAUCGUAUAACAAUACAGAUUCAUUUGAUGAAUUUUACGUUCAUAUCAAUUUCUCCAUAUAAAAUUAGACACUGGUAGGCUAUAUGAAAAUACAAAAUAAAAGCCAAUGUCUUUUUCAUUGUUUCUUCUUUAUUUACAUUAUUUACAAUGCCACAGUGAAAUAUAUAUUACAGGUGAAUUUUCGUCAAUUUACACCCAUGAUUUAUCAUUAAAAAAAAAUUAUUGUCACAAUUAA
Molecule: messenger RNA, 3914 nt
Organism: Lytechinus pictus (painted urchin)
Lineage: Eukaryota; Metazoa; Echinodermata; Echinoidea; Temnopleuroida; Toxopneustidae
Product: BRO1 domain-containing protein BROX-like
Exons: 7
Coding region: 1-825 (274 amino acids)
Source: RefSeq, a predicted model, not a curated record